UUCUUGUGUUGCGUUGCCUUGUGUUUCUCCUUUUCUUUUUAAAUCGCGGUCCAAAAUCGGGUUGACCCGGUUCUGUCCCACAUGUUGUACCUGCUUUUGCACCACAGAGCACGUUCAUCAUAUGCAGAAAAAUCGUGCUUACUCGAAUUAACCACUUAUUGGAUGGUGUCUGUCUUCAGAACACUGCUCCAAGAUGCGUCUACAUCGGAGAAAAUUCUAGAAAAACAUUGAAAGGAUUAAAAGAAAAAAGGAUAGUCAUCCGGCCAUGACGAUUAUCUACAACUUCCCAAAAUGGCGGCUGUUACUACUUCCGAUCUCUAUCAGACCAAUGCAGCACUAGUCAGUCACGAAGAUCUGGAGGUACCCAGUUUGACCUACACAUCCUGUUUUACCCAGCUACCAGCAUUUCGUUGGAGGCCAACAACAGCUUCUGUGGCUGGACGGAACAAAAAGCUGCAUCGGACUGGGUGAAUCAGCUAUGGCGCCAAUAAUUCUAUACGAUUACGACGCGAGCCCUCCAUGCACCCUAGUGCGUAUUGUAGCCCGCCUGGUUGGCGUGGAGCUCAAGAAAGUGAAACUAAAUGACGUCAUACAAGAAGUGGCUACUACUGAGAUGACACAGAAAAAUCCGCAGCGCACAAUUCCGACGCUGGACGACAACGGCUUAAUUAUUGCUGAAAGCCGUGCUAUAGCUAUGUAUCUAAUAUCGAAAUACGCGAAGGACGAUUCACUGUACCCGAGUGACCCGUCUAAGCGAGCUCUUGUAGAUCAACGGCUGUUUUUUGACUUCGACAUCUAUGGAGCUAUUGGGAAAAUCUGGUAUGCAGUUAUUGACGGAAAACCAGCAGACCAGACGUAUGUGGACAAAGUAAACGGUGGACUAGAGACUUGGAACAGAAUGCUAGAAGGAAAGCAAUGGCUCGCAGGGGAUAACAUCACACUGGCUGAUUACUCUGCUGCUCUAAUUGUGUCAACAACUCAGAAUGUUCCAAAAACGGAAUUUGAUCCAUACAAGUACAAAAAUAUUGCUGAGUGGCUCUCUAGAGUUGAGAGCUCUAGCCAAAACUACGCAGACGAGAUGAAAGUAUUCCGUGACGCCGUGCAACCUCAUCUAGAAAAGAUACAAAAAAGAUCAAAGUGAUAAUUUGUUUAGUACCUGCUGUUUUGCAUAUAUUUCUCAAAUAAAGUUUUAAAUUAAAAAUAUAUUAAUUUAUUACGAAGCUGAUAACUAUUUUUUCAGUUCUGAUUAUGUUACAGAUACAAGUAUACAUUUCUAUUUGCAGUACUUGAUGUGACAUAACCAGUUAUUAAUUACUGCAUAGUUUCGUCAUGUCAUUACGUAUAAAAAUAUGUUUAAAAUACGAACUGCCGUUAAUGUGGACUGAGUGGCACAUCAGAUGUAAAACUUCGACGAUUUGUAAGGAAUGGGUCGCCAGAUUGUAAACAUAAAGCCACGUCUGAAGUAUUUAUCUCGAUGACUAAAACAAGCCAUGUGUUAUCGUGAAUAGGUAACAUUUAUAACACGAGCAAAGUUUUGAAAAAUUCUUCUGGUGACCUCACUGACCCUACAGAAUAAAAUAUUCUUGGAAAUGCUACGUAUCUGAACAGAGGGAUAGUGAACUACACCGCAGGAAUGUGAGCAGAGUACAAUUAAACCUCUUGACACCAACUAAAGUUGAUGAACACCUCUGAUAAUGUUAGGCCAGUGUAUGUUAAAGGAAGGCGGUAUUUUCAACUUUUAAUGUGUUAAUUAUGUUUCUUCACAGCUAGUUUCAGUCUUUAAGUGUUUCUAGAGUGAUUUAUGGUUCUUGUGAACAAAUAAAAUUAAUACAAUGAA
Schistocerca gregaria is the source of this 1837-nucleotide messenger RNA. RefSeq names its product glutathione S-transferase D6-like. Gene Ontology annotation, biological process: glutathione metabolic process. The record is from RefSeq and is a predicted model, not a curated record. The transcript has 6 exons. Gene Ontology annotation, molecular function: glutathione transferase activity. NCBI's taxonomy places the organism in Eukaryota, Metazoa, Arthropoda, Insecta, Orthoptera, Acrididae. Bases 479 to 1141 code for a protein of 220 amino acids.